This is a messenger RNA of Xenopus tropicalis (tropical clawed frog), 9985 nucleotides long. It is a transcript of the gene ntrk3, whose product is annotated as neurotrophic receptor tyrosine kinase 3. Gene Ontology annotation, cellular component: plasma membrane; membrane. The record is from RefSeq and is a predicted model, not a curated record. Lineage: Eukaryota; Metazoa; Chordata; Amphibia; Anura; Pipidae. Gene Ontology annotation, biological process: system development; cell surface receptor protein tyrosine kinase signaling pathway; animal organ development. The transcript is spliced from 17 exons. Bases 1234 to 3717 code for a protein of 827 amino acids. Gene Ontology annotation, molecular function: transmembrane receptor protein tyrosine kinase activity; protein kinase activity; transferase activity.
UCAGUGUGUGUAUCAGUGUGUGUAACAGUGUGUGUGUAUAGAGAGCACACUAUAACCCCGGCAUGCAAGGAAGCAGUGAUGAAGGGCAGGGGAAAUGAAGCAGUGCUGGGAUCUACUUAGGGUGGUACGCUUGCCAAAAAUGCAUCAUGCAUCUUAAUUCGCUCCGUCCAGUCCCUAGCAUACCGCGCUGUAAGCUCCAGCGGCUCCCUGCUGCUGUCUAUCCAUUCCCCCCAUUUUCCUAUCACGAUGAUGCCUGAAAUCUCUUGGCCAUUUGAUGCAGAUCUGGAUAUUAAUUAUUUCAGAAGCAGAGCAUCCUCCUCCUCCUCCUCCAUCCUCAUUGCUCCCAGGCUCUGAGACCCAGCCUGGUGCUGCUGUAGCCAAAGCACUUGCGUUUUUUUUCAGUGAGGGGCAAAGCUCUCACAUGACUGAGCUCCCUGAGCUCCCCUUGUGCCAUUAUAAUCCAUUGCUGCCUGUGGGGAGGGGGAGCCAGGACAGGUAGAGAUAUCCAGUAAGUGGGAAUGGGAUGCUGAACUUUAUUUUCUCCUGGUGUAUGUGUGUGAGUGUGUGAGUGAGAGAGAGGGCUCUGCGGAUUCAGUGCAGUAUCUGCCUCCUCCUCACCCUGGUGGCACAUCCUACAAGCUCAGACUGGCUGUGCCAGGGGAAGCCGGGCUUUUUACCCUAUACACUGGAGCUACUUGGUCAUUUUGCAUCCCAUCAGCUUGCAAAUGCUACUGUUUGAUCUCUGAUCCCGUCUAUGUAUCAUUCCUAUUUUUUUCCUGAUCCCUCUUUUUGUUUCCCACCCCCCAUCUCUUUUUUCUGUGUUUUUUUUGCAGGUGUGACAGUAUGAAUUCUGCCCAGUAGGUGGGACUUGGUGACUUUAACACCCGGCUUUUUUGUCUUCUUUUUUAAUUUUUUUUCUUUUUUUUUUCGGUUUCUUUUUUUUUUCUGGUUUCCUUCAUCUGGUGCUGCGUUCUUUAGAAGUCUGGCAACAUCUUCUGGGAAAAAAAGAGAAAUAAAUAAGGCAAUAUUGUGGGAUCAAGCAGGCAGGCACCAGGCAUGAUGUAUUUGUGUGGAUUGGGACUGGGAGCGCUUUCAGGAUGAGUUUGGCUGCGGGAGGAUUUUCCAUCUGAUUUGCUGAUCAAGGGAAAGGCUCAGCUUUGCUCUUCAUCUUCACCCCCUUUCCCCCUUUUCUAUUCUGCCCCCUCCCCCCCAUAUUUUGGGGUCGGAAAACGGAUGCCUGAAAUGGAUGUGUUGCUUCUGCCUGGCAAGUGCAGUUUCUGGCGGAUUUUGCUAUUGUGGAGCCUUUGGCUGGACUCCUUGGGGUCGGCUUGCCCUGCUAACUGUGUGUGCAACAGCACCGAGAUUAACUGCACGAAGCCGGACGAUGGGAAUAUCUUUCCCCUGUUGGAAGGGCAGGAAUCUGGGACCAGCAAUGGCAACUCUAUCGUUAACAUCACUGACAUCUCCAGGAAUAUCACUUCAAUACAUAUAGAAAACUGGAAAGGCUUGCACACAUUGAAUGCUGUGGAUAUGGAACUUUACACUGGUCUACAAAAGCUAACAAUCAAGAACUCUGGACUCAGAAACAUACAGCCAAGGGCAUUUGCCAAGAACCCACAACUGCAAUACAUAAACCUUUCUGGAAAUCGACUCACAUCCUUAUCAUGGCAACUCUUUCAAAAUCUGGAGCUUGUAGAUUUGAGAAUAGAAAGGAAUCACUUUAACUGCAGCUGUGAGAUCCGCUGGAUUCAGCUUGGUCAGGCAAAAAAUGAAGCAAACUUGAAAAGACAACAGCUCUACUGCAUGAAUUCAGAUGGUGUUGUCAUUCCUCUCCAGGAAAUGAACAUUUCACAGUGUGACCUUCCUGAGAUCAGUGUCAGCCAUAGCAGUCUGAUAGUGCAAGAAGGAGACAAUGCAGUAGUCACUUGCAACGGAUCUGGUUCCCCAUUACCAGACGUGGACUGGAUUGUUACAAAUCUCCAUUCAAUAAACACACAUCAGAGCAAUGUCAACUGGACCAACGUGCAUUCCAUUAACCUGACACUAGUGAAUGUCGCACGUGAAGAUAAUGGCUUCAUAUUGACCUGUAUUGCAGAGAAUGUGGUGGGAAUGACAAAUGCAAGUGUGCCCCUCACUGUGUAUUUUCCACCCCGGAUAUUGAGUUUGAAAGAGCCAGUAUCGCGGCUUGAGCAUUGCAUUGAAUUUGUGGUACUCGGAAAUCCUCCUCCAGUUUUAAACUGGUUCCAUAAUGGAAAAGCUCUUAGAGAGGUGGAUUUCAUUCGUACAGAGCUCUACAGACAGGACAAUGUUACUGAAGGCUGUCUUCUCUUUAAUAAGCCAACACAUUAUUACAAUGGAAAUUAUACGCUUAUGGCCAGUAAUAAGCUUGGAGUUGCUAGGCAAACAGUUUAUGCUCAUUUUUUGGGGCAACCAUUUCCAGAGACUGAUUACUUCUUUUCAGCAGAUUUUGGAAGUCCCACGCCGCCUAUCAGUGUGACUCAUAAGCCAGAAGAGGACACGUUUGGUGUAUCUAUAGCAGUUGGAUUAGCAGCAUUUGCAUGUGUCCUGUUGGUUGUUCUCUUCAUUGUAAUUAAUAAGUAUGGACGACGUUCAAAAUUUGGAAUGAAAGGGCCUGUGGCAGUGAUAAGUGGGGAAGAAGAUUCUGCAAGUCCUCUUCAUCAUAUCAACCAUGGCAUUACUACACCCUCAUCUCUAGAUGCUGGACCAGAUACUGUUGUCAUUGGUAUGACCCGUAUUCCAGUUAUUGAAAAUCCUCAGUAUUUCCGACAAGGCCACAACUGCCACAAGCCAGACACAUAUGUACAGUACAUUAAGAGGAGAGACAUAGUUCUGAAGAGGGAACUUGGAGAAGGGGCUUUCGGGAAAGUGUUUUUGGCUGAAUGCUAUAACCUCAGUCCCACCAAAGACAAAAUGCUUGUGGCAGUGAAGACCCUGAAAGACCCUACUCUGGCAGCUCGCAAAGACUUCCAAAGGGAGGCAGAGCUUCUCACCAACCUCCAACACGACCACAUUGUCAAGUUCUACGGAGUGUGUGGAGAUGGCGAUCCACUCAUUAUGGUGUUUGAAUACAUGAAACACGGGGACCUCAAUAAAUUUUUAAGAGCACAUGGACCUGAUGCCAUGAUCCUUGUAGAUGGCCAGCCCCGUCAGACUAAAGGAGACCUGGGUCUAUCACAAAUGCUCCACAUCGCUACACAGAUUGCUUCUGGAAUGGUCUAUCUUGCAUCUCAGCAUUUUGUCCACCGAGACUUGGCCACCAGGAACUGCUUAGUGGGGGCUAAUCUGCUUGUCAAGAUUGGAGACUUCGGCAUGUCCCGUGAUGUCUACAGUACAGACUAUUACAGGGUAAGGGUGGGAGGACAUACAAUGCUGCCUAUUCGCUGGAUGCCUCCUGAAAGCAUAAUGUACAGAAAGUUUACCACCGAAAGUGAUGUGUGGAGUUUUGGUGUUAUCCUGUGGGAGAUUUUCACUUAUGGAAAACAACCAUGGUUCCAGCUAUCAAACACAGAGGUGAUUGAGUGCAUUACCCAGGGACGUGUCUUAGAAAGACCAAGAGUGGCCCCAAAGGAAGUCUACGAUAUUAUGUUGGGAUGCUGGCAAAGAGAACCACAGCUGAGAUUAAACAUCAAAGAAAUCUGCAAGAUCCUCCAGGCACUAGGAAAGGCUUCACCGAUCUAUUUGGACAUCUUGGGCUAGAAAAAGUCCAUUUGUGAAGAUCCAACCCUACUUAACCUCUUUUUCCCUAUUCCUGCUUUCCAAGAAAUGUCUUCAUAUGUUAAAAGAUAAAAAAAAAUAAAAAAAUAAACUCAAGUGCCUGCAAAACACAACAACACAGAAAUAAACCUGUGAUAGCAGAUUUGUUUUUAUAAAUCUUCCACCAAUACAACCAAUGAGGAAGAAGCUGCUGUUACAUAUUUCAAAUAUAUAUGUGGGAAAUUAAAGUAGACCACUGAAAAUGGUUAAUAUUUGCUCCUGUUUUUGCAGUGUGCAAAAAAGUUUCCUCAACUACAUGCAUAGAGACAAUCUGAUAUGCCACAGGGGCAUCAAGCCUUGAGAUGUCACAGCAGUCAUUGGAAUGCUCAGCAUUACAGCUUACACAGUGGUGGUGGAUAACUGCACCUGAAUCCAUUGUCUCACUGAGACUGGUUGUUUGAAAGCCCACAUGUGGAUGUCAAGGCAAAACAGCAAACUGCAACUAUAUUUGGGGUGAGAAGAGCAAUUCAGCCAUUCUUGGGGGGGGGAGCUGUAUAUUUGUCUUCUACAGUACUUCUGAAUUUAUGGACAGUUUUCUAAUUUGUUAUCUCCUAAAUGUAUAGAAUUUCUGCAAAUUUAACUGGUACCUACGGGUAAGACAGUUUUUUUUAUUUGUCCUUUAUAAUUGUUUCUUUCUCCCCCCCUCCCCCUUCCUUUUUUACACUGGGAAUAUGUAGGAUGCUUGAUUAGAGUGAGGCACCAUAACAGUUGUUGUGGCUUUUUUUACUGAAAUUUUGAGCACCCGACGUGUUUAACCAGUAUUCUAAAUUCAAAGCAAAAAAACAAAAAAAAAAAAAUACAAAUUUGCCAAUGAUAAAACUCCGUUAAGGCUAUUUAGAUGGAUAGGGAUCAAAUGUAUUAUUUCCCAAUCUUAUUUCAUUGUUUUAAAUCAGAUUGUCUUGUUUCAAUGUAGUGUGUCUCAGGUAUGGAUUCCUUGGUUAUGUCACAUUUCAGUGACCCCCAAUUAAAGAUAAAUUAAUUAAUUAUCUGACUAUUCUAAUAUGUAGGACAGAUUUAUUUUCAUAAACAAAAAUUCUAGAGGAAAAAAAAUCUCUUUAUUAUUUAUGUAAGCAUAGAGGAGGACAUUUUAUUGAGGGAUAUAUUUACACUAUAAACAUUUCCAUCAGAGUCUUUAGUUUGCCCACGGAAAGCAGAUCUCUGUUCUAGUGAAUAAUACACCCAAGCUAACAUUGCAUUUGCAUUAUUAACUCAUAGGAAUAUUUCUUUCCAAGGGUCUCCAUUAAUGCCAUAAAAUUACUGUGAGUGCCGUUGUUAUCUUUGUAAUUUAUGUUUUAAGUUCUUCAUCAAAAAACUGAAGUGAUAUGUCUGGCUUUGAAAUGGCUGCUAACACCACCAAACUAUACGAUCUAGUCACCUCCCAUCCCCAUAUCAAAUCAACCAGUGCAUCUGCCUUUUGAUCUGUUGCUAAACGUUGAGUCAAGAAACAAAUGGUCUGGAUGAGGAGCUGGAAUUCACAGUGAGACAUAUAUAGAUUGACCUCUGAUGGAUUCGGAUUACAGUACAUCAUUGCUCAGCAACAAAUGGGCGAAUUGACACAUGCUCACAAAUACUGAGAGACAGUAUUGGAGUUGAAUGAACAAAUUCCUAACAAUAACAAAUCCAAAAAUGAUCAUUUGUACAAGAUUAAUACGACGGAUACCCAAUCUUGUACAGUACAGUGUUUAAUAGACUUUCACGAAGGAACCACAUGCAUUACUACCAUUUAUGGUGAGACUGGAAAACAUAAAUUGUCAAUUUUUUUUCCAUAGUGCUUUCUAACCACACACCUGAGGCUGGUUUCUUUUUUUUUCUACUGAUGCCUGAUUUCAUCAUUUCAAAGAAAUGAAAUCAAUCAAGAAUUUUAGAUUUUUUAGUUUAGGCAACCAUUACGCAAGAUACCCAGAAAGUGCAUUUAAUUCUGAAAUAAGAAAUAGCUUGUAAAGAUUUAAGAAAAGUAUUAAGUGGUAAGAAAUUGGAACUGACACUUGCAACAUGUGUAUUGUAUGUAUACUGUGAUAAGCUCAUGAAUCUCUGGGACAACAAUGGCAAAGCCAUUAAAAAGGGGGCAGAAAAGGUCUCUGUUAUUCCCUUUCUCAAAAUUGAGCAGUAAUAGAGAGAGACAUUGAUAAUAAUAUCAUUGAAAGCUAUAGUAAUGAAGAAAGAGAGACAAAUGACCCCGGUAGUGAUUCCAAAUAAGGCAAAGAGACAUGUUCUGUAACCCCUGCUAUUGAUUGUAUAAUCACAGUUUGGCAGUAGAAAAUAGGCAUCUGAGUUUUGCACUGAUCCAAGUACAACAAACCAUUAGAAUACAAGUCACUGGCUCAUCAGCUGAAGUAUUGUUAUGUGCUAUAAGUAUAUGUUGGUGCUUAGGGAGGAAAUGUUCUUUCCUAAUCAUUCACAUUAUUUAAUUGUCUUUAGUGCUGAUUGCUCAUUAGAUAUUUUAAGUCUGACAUGUAUUUAUUUCUUACUGUCCAAAAUAAUGUAUUAAACACUCUCUGGUUAUGCCUUGAAACAACUGGGAGCACCCAACAUCUAUCAUCUUCUUAGCUAUCGGUACAUAUAUGCAUAUAUAUUUGUUUCCCCUGUAACAAUGUAUGUUUCCAUAAUGUUUUUGAAUCACAAAUACACUAGCCUUUCUGCUUUUUUUUAUUAGAUUAUAUAUACAAAAAGGUCAGUGUUGUUUACCAGCAUAGAUGUGAGUUUCCAAAGAACCGUGCCCAAGUGUAUUUUCCCAUUACAUGUUCAUUAUUAUUAUUAUUAUUUAUUUAUUGUCUGUAGGACAUUUAUUAAAAGCCAUAAAUAUGGAGGGGUAAAUGAACUGGUGUUUAAAUAUAUAGAUAGCAUAGAAAAUGAUCCCACUUUUUUAUUGUGCUUAAAAUGUAUAAGUAAAAUUGUGCAGUUUUGCAUAGAUAACUCAUUGUAAGAAUCAACAUUGUCUCAACAAUCUUAUCUCUGACAUGAAACCCACAAAUGCAAAGUAAUUUGCUGUCUAAUAGUCAGCAAACUAAGGCUGAACUUUCUUAUUGUGAAAAGAUUGAUCUUGCUUUAACACACUUGUGCCCCCCUCCAAAAAAGUAAAAUAUAAAAACAUGUAAUGUAUUAAAAAAAAUGAAAAGGAAGUGGCAACAAAGCAUUCCACACAAAAAGAGGGAAAACAGUUAAAUCCUUGCAGUCUGGAUAACAGUGACUGUUGCACUAAUACUUCAAAAGAGCUUUAUGUAGAAUUAAUUUUGAACUGUCAGGCAACACUGAUAUCCAGGUUAGGCUCCAUGUUGGAAGUUUGACAAAAAGCCUGCUUCAAUGCAUAUAGCAUUAUACUGGUUAUGAAAUCCUUAUUGAAAUCUGUUAUAACUCCACUCUCUUCUGUUUUUCUUAUGUUAUCUGAUAUCAAUAUAUCUCGGAUUAAUCAAUUGACUGCACCACUGUACUGUUGAAUUUACAGUCAAGGUGUCUGUACUAAGGGGUAAUCCACUUCCCCAACCUACAUAAUGUUUAGGCAUCCAUUACCUUCAUCAAACCUUUGCUGACUAGCAAGCAAGUUAGUUAUAUAAGCAUUUAAUGCAUCAAAUUACUUUAUCACAUACUAUUGUUACUCCAUUAUAAACGGUAAUUGCAUUCCAAUUAAAUUUAAAAGCAUAAUGUCCUAUGGAAUAAGUCACACAUACGUAACCCCUAUUGCUGAAGAUAAAGAGUUUGUAAUAAAAACAGAAUUGUAAAGAAUAAUGCAAACAAUACAACAAAUCAUUAAAUACAAACUAUUUACAAACUAUUUAAUCUUUUAGGUUGUAAUGUUUUUAAUCUAUCCAACAAACUUCCCUCCACUUUAGAUGUUUUUACCCUAUCACCACUGGAGAUAUUUGUACAUGUUCUAAGGCAUUAAAUAGGAUAUCAUUAGGAUUGUGUGCACAAUCUGUAGUGUCUAGGAACCAGAAGGGACACCUGUUUACAAUUCAUUGAGAACCUAUGUGGGGAGAUCUAUUCAUGUAUUUUCUGUGAUAUUUCCCCUAUAGAGGACCACAGGAACAACAAAGAACAUAGAUAUAGUAGUUACCAUUGCAAGAGCAGUGACCCCAUAUAUCAAUAUAACUAUCUCCUGUGGGAAAAAGUGGAGCAUUGUAUCACAUAUUUACAUUAGGUGUAGAAAGAGCAUUUAAACAUGCAUCUUAGGUGGCCCAAAAAACAUAAACCUCACCUGUUACAGCUUUAACAUGGGGCAUACAUAUGUGUGACUUGUUCCAUAGGACAUAAUGGAUCUAAAUUUAAUUGGAAUACAAUGAUUGUAUGUAAUUGAGUAGCAAUACUAUGUGAUUAAGUCAUGUCACAUAUUAAGUGCUUAAAUAACUAUAAUUUAUAAUAAUAUACUUGCUAGCAAGGUACUCAGGUUCAUUUCCACAGGCUAAAAAUACCUUCCCUAUAACAUAAGUCUUACAGUUAAACUACAGGCUGCGCCUAGAGUUGUAUUUGAUAUUUUAGUUUAAUUUGGCUUAUCUUAGUUGGAAUGGCUCAUCUGUACUGCUUCUCUGAUGAUAUGUUAAGGAUGUGCACUGUUCAUAGGUAAGAGCUCUCUGCCUAUUUGUGAACCAGCAUUGGCAGAAUUAUGAGAGCUGCAGUUUAAAAACAGUUUCAUUCUAUAAAACAAACAUCCAUCAGGAUAACAGAUGCAUGCUAUAAAACUGCCCCUAACAGCGCAGCACUGCCCUUGCAUGAUUCAGUAAUAAGCCAAUAAUGUAUUAAUGCUUCUAUUUGUUGGUUAUUCUCAAAUGUCAUAGGAUUAAUAUAAUGCAUAAAUAAAUGAUCACAUAAGCUAAGAGCAAUCUUACAAUAGAAAAACAAAGGCACCAUUGUUUGGAACAGUGUCUAUUUGUUCCAGGCAAUUAACCACCAAGUAGAAUGCUAAAGGUCUAAUUUCAGAAGCAAUCAGCUUUCUAUUGACGUCAGCAGUAAUAUGCAGCAAAUAUAAAUUUCCCUUUCUCUCCUUUUGUGCAUUAUUGAUGCCAUAAAAUAGAUAUAUAAAUCUGGUUGUUCGAGCAUACUUGCAUCUUUUAUUAUGUUUUAUUAAUUUUCAGUGGCAUGAGAACUUGGCUGAUGACUUCUAGCAGGCUGUAUACACAGUGGUAUGGCCAGCAAGAUGAAAGGCAGCGCUCUGAGAUUUAACUUGCUCCUGGCACUACCACUGUUUCUGAAUUACAGGUCCCAGAAAUAUUCCUUUGGUCAAUAUGGUAAACAUUUUCUUACUGGUGUCGUACAACAGCUACUGGUGGGUCAUGGGUGAGCCAUUUCUGACCUAGCAAGUGCGCUGGCUGAGCUCCCAAGAAAGAAAAUAUCUUUAGAUGAUUUUUGUAAUCGCUGCUCAGCAAGAAUAUUGCUGUAGGGAUACUAAAAGUAUGAGUCUUUUUAAGUUUCCUUUCAGUGAAGCCAUGUAUUCUGUAAGGAAUAAGCGCCUUUGAAAUCAAUGAAAGGAACAUGUUCAGGAUUCAGUUCAGGAGCGGCACUUCUUGAGUGGAUCCAAAGGGUGAGCUCAGUGGAGCAGCACAGCAGUCAUCGGUUGUCCCUACAGUAAAGAGAUAACAAAUUCAAUGAUCUGUGCAUUCCUUUUAUGUCUUCAAAGCAAAAAAUGCAAAAUGUGAAAUAUUUACCCAAUUAAAUAUUACUCUUGCUGUGGUUUCUUAAGUACUCUUAACAAAGAGGCUGGGAAAUUAACUGUUUUCUGGAAACAGACUGGUUGCAUUUAACCUCAUUCCUUCAAAAUGUAAUCUUUAGAAAAUACCAGGUUAACUUGAAAAUACACAGCAUGAUUCUUAUUUAUGUACUGUGCUACAAAGGGAAAACAUGUCCUGACUGCAAAUAUAUAGUAACAAUAUAAGAUCUUACAUGCCAUCCCGUGCAGGGAAGACAUUGUGGGAAUAGUAGGAGUAUAGGCAUUUCAUAUAACAUUCCUAUAAGUUUUGAUGCAUUUGAUGUGAUCCCAAUGUUUAAUUCUUCAUACAAAAGACACAAAUCAAAUGCAAGAUGGGUGAAUCCCUGUAAAUUAGGGACAAAAACUAUUAAACAGACGUUCCAAGUGAAACAAACCUCUUGCUUACUUGAGGUGAUAGAAAUUUUAACAAAUGAAUAUGGACAUAAGGGUUUGAAUGCAGUUUGGAAUCUGCUUGAAGACUGUGUAUGCACCCAAGUCCAAAAAUGAUGUAUUUGGUGCAUCUAUUGAAAAAAA